AGUGGCCGCUGGCGGUGGCGGCCGGCGCCAUGGCGGGCACGGCGCUGAAGCGGCUCAUGGCCGAGUACAAGCAACUGACCCUGAAUCCACCAGAGGGGAUAGUUGCAGGUCCCAUGAACGAAGAGAACUUCUUUGAGUGGGAAGCUCUGAUAAUGGGUCCUGAAGACACCUGUUUUGAGUAUGGUGUUUUCCCUGCUGUUCUGAGCUUUCCACUCGACUAUCCUCUAAGUCCUCCGAAGAUGAGGUUCACGUGUGAGAUGUUCCAUCCAAACAUUUACCCAGACGGGAGAGUUUGCAUCUCUAUUCUCCAUGCUCCUGGCGACGAUCCCAUGGGAUAUGAGAGCAGUGCUGAGCGGUGGAGUCCUGUGCAGAGCGUUGAAAAGAUCCUGCUGUCAGUUGUGAGCAUGCUGGCAGAGCCAAACGAUGAAAGUGGAGCCAACGUAGAUGCCUCCAAGAUGUGGCGAGAAGACAGAGAACAAUUUAACAAAAUUGCCAAGCAGAUUGUGCAGAAAUCGCUUGGACUUUAAGCUCCCCAAGAGACUGCAGCGUUUGGCGUUUCUCUGCACUUGAGAAGGAGCAGGGCUCAGUGCUGAUACCAAAAAGGCAAACUUUGCAAAACUUUUGGCCUAGUUCUUCUCGUUCAUCCCAUAUUUACCAUCUUUUCAUUUUUUUUCUGCUUCCACUGCUCCCGAGAAGCCUCUAGUUCACUCACUAAAUUGCAUGGCAAAGGGAUUUAUUAUAGGAAAAAUAAUGGGAUCAGUCCUGUUUCAAAGGCUGUUUGUUGCUACCUCACUUCGUGGUAUGGGAAGCCUGGAGACUUGGCAGUCUAGAGCUCACUUCGGUCCAGCUGCUGUUUGCAAACAGAGCUGUUUUUAGAUCAUCUGCUGGAAGAAUUAGCUUUACCUUCAUAUGGGCUGCAUUGCAUCUGGAGCAUCAGAAGGCAGAAAAUAAUUCUAUACAUUUUACGUUUAGGGAAGUUUGAGGGAAUUGUUGAGGGAAUUUUAUAUUGAGACAGCAUUUGCAGUCGGAACUCAUCUGAAGAGCUGGGUUAGCACGAGAGACUGUAAAACGAGGCUAUAACGAGAAGGGUUUAGCGUAGAACAUGAAUUUGCACCAUGUAUUUUUAAAAGGAAAAGUUCUUAAGAGAAGAUCUAGGUAUUUGUUGCCAGUGGUGGUCUAGAGUAGGCUGAGAUUCCCCUAUUGCACUGUGAAUCCGUACUGAGCCUUUGAGUCAGUGUUUGCUUAGAAGUCCCCCCAAAGUGCUGUGUUAUUCCCUAACGACACUCAGUAUAACCUCUGGUCGUGAUUAGAUGUGCAGCACGCGAAGGUUUUGCUCCUGUGCACCGAGGGCCAGCUUGUCUGCAUCCGAAAAUGCAGCACGCCGGGGAAUGCAAGAUACCUCCACAGGGUGCUGAGUACAUCUCGGCACCGUUGGCCUUUGCUGCUAGAGCCCAGGUCAUCUUUUCUUUUUCAGCAAAGACUGACUUGAUGGAUUUUGAGUGAAUUAUAAGAUGCUUUCUAAUGGCUGCCCUUGCACGCUUGAAUUGGGCUCGGAGAAAACCUUAAUUCCCUUUUUUAGAAGGGGAAAGGAUGCACGUUUAAAACUGCCGGGUGCUGCAGCUGGCUUGUGGUGUGGACAGGGUGCGGGAGGGUGAGGAAUGCAGCGAUCCGUUCGGAAAACCGCUUCGGGACCGCGUGCGACCUGUGUGCUCCGCAAGCACAUCUUCUCUGAGGGCCCGGAUCUCCUCCAGCGCAUUGCACGCAGCCCCGUGCACGCCGGUGGCGCGCGGAGCGGGAUCUGGUCGGCUCCUCGUGCACGCGCGGAGCUCGCCGGUAGCUCGUGGGCUGCUGCCCGUGCUGCGUGUUCCUGUGCUGCAGCUCGCCGUGCGCCCUCCCAGCGCACCUCCAAAGGGCCCGCAGCACUCCGGCUUGCCGGCUUCACC
Molecule: messenger RNA, 1943 nt
Organism: Nothoprocta perdicaria
Lineage: Eukaryota; Metazoa; Chordata; Aves; Tinamiformes; Tinamidae
Gene: UBE2G2
Product: ubiquitin conjugating enzyme E2 G2
Exons: 6
Coding region: 30-527 (165 amino acids)
Cellular component (GO): endoplasmic reticulum; cytosol
Source: RefSeq, a predicted model, not a curated record